AUGGAUUUAUCAAAUUUGUCCAAUACGUUACCAACGCUGAAACCUUUGCCGCGCAAAGCUGAGACUUCUGAUCAUUCAAGCUACGAUGACCCAUCAUCGCAAUUAAGAACAAGUUCACAAUCAAGCAUUUCGGAUACCGAACUUACGACACAUUUUAAAGACGCUGCGAAAUCUGUAGCAUCCCUAUAUAACUCAUCCAUUAAUCCACAAUCUGGAAGCGUGGUGACCGCUGCGCAAAAGCAAGCCAUCAAGACUGACUUUGCCAAUGCGGCAAGAGCUGUUGCUGCUUUAUACAAAACUGGCCAGGGAUCACAUUCAGCAUCCCAUGAGUUGGGUUACCUACAGUGCCUUGACGACUUGCUACAUGUGAUCACAAAUGAUGAGGACGUGGAAAACUGGGCAUUGACAAAGCGAGCGGAGAUUACAAAUGCAAAGAAUAAGUCAGACUUAGCGACAACACAACCUGCUAAUUAUGCAACUUCAUUAGAUGAUGCAAAGAUACCACAAGAUUUCGUAUUUCAGUUUGAGCUGGAUUUGAGGCCCUCAAGUUCUUUUAAACCAAGUAUACCACCAAUGUCAGUUCAACACAAUGCUGCCCAAAGGAAUAACAUGAUAAAGAAGAAGAAGCUUCAACAUUUACACAAAAAGUUUUAUUCGUCAGAAGAGUCAAGUGAGAGUGAGACGGAUGAUUUAAAACGUGCUAAACUCUUCAAAGACCCGGUGGAUAGUCCGUUGAAGAAAAAGAAAAAGAAAAAGCUUUAA
This is a messenger RNA of Lodderomyces parapsilosis, 762 nucleotides long. RefSeq lists its product as uncharacterized. The record is from RefSeq and is a predicted model, not a curated record. NCBI's taxonomy places the organism in Eukaryota, Fungi, Ascomycota, Pichiomycetes, Serinales, Debaryomycetaceae. The coding region runs from base 1 to 762 and encodes 253 amino acids. The transcript has a single exon.